AUGAACUAUAUCUCCCUGAACUAUAAUAGCCAGAUGAACCAUAUCACCCUGGUCUCUAAUGGCCAGACAAACUAUAUCUCCCUGGUCUCUAAUGGACAGACAAACUAUAUCUCCCUGGUCUCUAAUGGCCAGACAAACUAUAUCUCCCUGGUCUCUGAUAGUCAGACAAACUAUAUCUCCCUGGUCUCUAAUGGCCAGACAAACUAUAUCUCCCUGGUCUCUAACGGCCAGACAAACUAUAUCUCCCUGGUCUCUAACGGCCAGACAAACUAUAUCUCCCUGGUCUCUAACGGCCAGACAAACUAUAUCUCCCUGGUCUCUAAUAGUCAGAUGAACUAUAUCUCCCUGGUCUCUAACGGCCAGACAAACUAUAUCUCCCUGGUCUCUAAUGGCCAGACAAACUAUAUCUCCCUGGUCUCUAAUGGCCAGACAAACUAUAUCUCCCUGGUCUCUAAUGGCCAGAUGAACUAUAUCUCCCUGGUCUCUGAUAGUCAGACGAACUAUAUCUCCCUGGUCUCUAACGGCCAGACAAACUAUAUCUCCCUGGUCUCUAACGGCCAGACAAACUAUAUCUCCCUGGUCUCUAACGGCCAGACAAACCAUAUCUACCUGGUUUCUAACGGCCAGACAAACUAUUUCUCCCUGGUCUCUAACGGCCAGACAAACUAUAUCUCCCUGGUCUCUAACGGCCAAACAAACCAUAUCUCCCUGGUCUCUAAUGGCCAGACAAACUAUAUCUCCCUGGUCUCUAAUGGCCAGACAAACCAUAUCUCCCUGAUCUCUAAUGGCCAGAUGAACUAUAUCUCCCUGGUUUCUAAUGGCCAAACAAACCAUAUCUCCCUGAUCUCUAAUGGCCAGAUGAACUAUAUCUCCCUGGUCUCUAAUGGCCAGAUGAACCAUAUCUCCCUGGUCUCUAAUGGCCAGACAAACCAUAUCUCCCUGGUCUCUAAUGGCCAGACAAACUAUAUCUCCCUGGUCUCUAAUGGCCAGACGAACUAUAUCUCCCUGGUCUAUAACGGCCAGACAAACUAUAUCUCCCUGGUCUCUAACGGCCAGACAAGCUAUAUCUCCCUGGUCUCUGAUAGUCAGACAAACUAUGUCUCCCUGGUCUCUAAUGGCCAGAUGAACUAUAUCUCCCUGGUCUCUAAUAGUCAGAUGAACUAUAUCUCACUGGUCUCUAACGGCCAGACAAACUAUAUCUCCCUGGUCUCUAAUGGCCAGAUGAACUAUAUCUCCCUGUCCCUGAUGUCCUGUAUUGAAGAGGCUCACCAGAUAGUGAAGGCUUGUAUUGAAGAGGCUCACCAGAUAGUGAAGGCUUGUAUUGAAGAGGCUCACCAGAUAGUGAAGGCUUGUAUUGAAGAGGCUCACCAGAUAGUGAAGGCUUGUAUUGAAGAGGCUCACCAGAUAGUGAAGGCUUGUAUUGAAGAGGCUCACCAGAUAGUAAAGGCUUGUAUUGAAGAGGCUCACCAGAUAGUAAAGGCUUGUAUUGAAGAGGCUCACCAGAUAGUGAAGGCUUGUAUUGAAGAGGCUCACCAGAUAAGCGGAACUGUUGCCAGGGAGACCAGCUCUGAGCCUGCUAGCCCAGACACAUCUCUCAGGCCUGUCCUGACCAUAAUGGAGGACGAGAGGCAGACCAUGACCGAGGGUCAAUACAGAUGUCUUGAACUGUUCAGCCGAGAUCAGCAGCACAACAGAACAGGUGUGUUCUGUAGCCGUAUGUGGGAUGGCUUGCUGUGUUGGGAUGAGACUCCGGUGGCGACCUACGCCACACAGAACUGCCCAGAUUACCCUGGCCUGGACAUCUCUGGAAAAGUGUCAAAAUAUUGUGAUGAAUCUGGUAAUUGGGUCCAAAGUCCCUCCAUUAAUAGGACCUGGUCCAAAUGUCUGACGCUCUCCAAGGACAAAUUAAAGAAUGUGACUCCCCAUGGUCUGCUAGAGCCAGGGUCUGUGGAGCCCACUGUGGAGACUCCAGUCAGCCCCAGGGUCAGUCAGGAGGAGGAGGAGAGGAAGAAGAUCAUCGACGGUCAAUACAAAUGCUUUGAGAAGAUGAACAGAGACCAGCCGUAUAACAAAUCAGGGCUGUACUGUAACCGGACCUGGGAUGGCUGGCUGUGCUGGGAUGAUACACCUGCUGGGACAGUCACCUGGCAGAACUGCCCAAACUAUUUCCGUGACUUCGACUCCACAGAAAAAGCUACAAAGACAUGUGGCGAAUCAGGACAGUGGUUCCGCCACCCAGAUUCUAAUAGGACAUGGUCCAACUACACGCUGUGUAACUUCCACACUACUGGCAAGCUGAAGAUGGCCUAUAUCCUGUACUACAUGGCGAUUGUGGGUCAUGCCUUAUCCAUAGCCUCCCUCCUGAUCUCUCUGGCUAUAUUCUUCUACUUCAGGAACCUGAGCUGCCAAAGGAUCACGCUUCAUAAGAACCUCUUCGUUUCCUAUGUCCUCAACUCCGCCCUUACCCUCAUCUACCUCAUAGCAGUGGUCAACAACACAGAUGUAGUGGAGAGAAAUCCAGUUGGCUGUAAGGUGUUGCACUUCUUCCACAUGUACAUGCUGGGCUGUAACUACUUCUGGAUGCUGUGUGAGGGGAUCUAUCUGCACACGCUCAUUGUGGUGGCUGUGUUCGCCGAGGAGCAGCACCUACACUGGUACUACCUCCUAGGCUGGGGGUUUCCCUUAGUGCCUGCAUCCAUCCAUGCCGUGGCAAGGAAGAAGUAUUUUGAUGACAACUGCUGGAUGAGUGUUGAGACCCACCUGCUCUACGUGGUCCACGGGCCCAUCAUGGCAGCACUGCUCGUGAAUCUGUUCUUCUUGCUGAACAUCGUGAGGGUGCUGGUUACCAAGCUGAGGGACACCCACCGGGCAGAGUCUAACAUGUACAUGAAGGCAGUGAGAGCUACCCUGAUCCUGGUCCCUCUCCUGGGCAUCCAGUUUGUCAUCUUCCCCUGGAGGCCAGAGAACCGUCUGGCAGGGGAGGUUUACGACUACAUCAUGCAUAUACUAAUGCAUUACCAGGGAUUACUAGUGGCAACGAUAUUCUGCUUUUUCAAUGGCGAGGUGCAGGCUGCUCUGAAGAGACAGUGGAUUCAGUAUAAGGCCCAGUGGGGUCAGAGACGGAGGGACCACUGCUCCAUGCGCUCUACCUCCUACACCGCCACAUCCAUCACUGAGGUGCCCGCCUUCAUGUACCACCACGACUGCAACAGCGAACACUUAAACGGCAGACACACCUCUGAGGACUCUGAGCUGGUGGCUCUUAAGACAGGGGAGACGUACGCCUGACAAGCGGGAGGCACUCUGAGUGUGGGAGGAGAAAAGAGUUAGUAGAGGAAUCAAGAUGGAGACGUUUCUCUACUAUCUAACAUGAAACAAAGUUUCCCAGCGGUCCCCGUCACGGUUCCCCAUCUCAGAGACAGAACGAGGGGGUAAGCCCCAGACUGUGAAGGAGAAGACAGUGUGUGUCUGGACAGUGAUACAGUGAUACAGUAUCUCUCCCAUGACUUGGCCAACGAUGGCUGAUGCUUCUUUACAUGAC
Messenger RNA from Salvelinus namaycush (lake trout), 3541 nucleotides. RefSeq lists its product as uncharacterized. The transcript is spliced from 16 exons. Gene Ontology annotation, molecular function: amylin receptor activity; calcitonin receptor activity. NCBI's taxonomy places the organism in Eukaryota, Metazoa, Chordata, Actinopteri, Salmoniformes, Salmonidae. The record is from RefSeq and is a predicted model, not a curated record. Gene Ontology annotation, biological process: cell surface receptor signaling pathway; positive regulation of cytosolic calcium ion concentration; adenylate cyclase-activating G protein-coupled receptor signaling pathway. Gene Ontology annotation, cellular component: plasma membrane; axon. Bases 1 to 3288 code for a protein of 1095 amino acids.